UCGGAAAUGAAGAUGGGACUUUUGUCCCAAAACUUAGACGGACAAAAAGUAUCAUAAUGGAAAAAACAGAUUUCGAAGACCCUGAUGAAUUAUAUGAUUCUACAUCAGAUAGUGGUGAUGAGUAUGUGCCAGAUUCCACCACUGAAAGUGAUGACAGUGAUUUCAACCUCACAUCAGUCAUUGGGACAAAACCGUGGCCCCUGACUGAAUUAUGUCAUGACUCUGAAUCUGAAUCGUGUCCUCCAGUGUGUGACACCACGACACCACACCUUGAAAGCUUGAGAUACAACAGCAGUACAUCUGACAUCAGUGUGAAUGAAGAACCCUGUUCAAGUCAGGAUGCAAUUGACACCGUAGUUGUGCAAGCUUGCCAAAAGAGAAAUGGCAAUAGAGUGUACAACAAGAAACAGUAUUGCUUGUAUUGUAAGAAGGCCUAUGCAAAGAUGGCAAGACAUCUAGAACGUGCACACCAUAAUAAACUGGAUGUGGCUAAAGCUCUUAGUUUACCAAAAGGUUCCUUGGAGAGAAAGAAACAGCUAGAGUACAUUCGCAACAGAGGCAACUAUGCCCACAAUGCUGCUGUUAUAGAGUCAGGGAAAGGGGAGUUGGUUCCAUUUAAACGCCCAACUAAAGAUGCACAGGGGAAGGAUUUCAUGCACUGUGCAUACUGCCAAGCACUUUUUACGCGAAAAGUCCUGUGGCGACACAUGCGACGUUGCAAACUUCAGCCUGCAUCCGUACCUGUCAAACCAGGAAAGAAUCGUGUUCAGUCCAUGUGCACAUUCAUGCAACCUGUGCCUUCGCACAUCGGUAAACAGAUGUGGGGAGUCAUCAGUGCCGUGAUUCCUGAUCCGAUCACCGAUGUUGUGAAAAAUGAUAAUGUCAUCAUCCAAGUUGGACAGCACCUAUUGAACAAGGGUGGGAUGUCGGCCAAGAAUCAACAGUGUGUGCGUGAAAAGAUGCGAGAAAUAGGAAGACUGAUUCAUAAUGCAAGAAGAGUUACCUCCUUAAAAACAAUGGAAGAUUUCAUAAUUCCAAAGAAUUACUUGCAGGUGAUCAAAUCUGUCAAGCAAUGCCCGACCAGAGAGGAGAACAUUCUGGAUCACUGUUACACCACAGUCAGGGAUGCUUAUCACGCCGUCCCCCGUGCUGCACUGGGACUCUCUGACCACGUCAUGGUCCACCUGAUUCCUGCUUACAGGCAGAAACUAAAGCUCUGCAAACCUGUAGUGAGGACAUCAAAGAAGUGGACCAGUGAGGCUGUGGAGGAUCUACAGGCGUGUUUGGACUCUACUGACUGGGAUGUAUUCAGGACUGCUACCAACAGUCUGGAUGAGUACACAGAGGCUGUGACGUCAUACAUCAGCUUCUGUGAGGACUGCUGUGUUCCAUCAUGCACCAGGGUGAGUUACAACAAUGACAAACCCUGGUUCACAGCCAAGCUCAGAAGGUUAUGGUUGGAUAAGGAAGAGGCCUUCAGGAGUGGAGACAAAGACAGAUUUAAAGAGGCAAAGUACAAGUUUAGCAAGGCGGUGAAAGAAGCUAAACGACUGUACUCUGAGAAGCUCCAACACCAAUUCUCAGCCAACGACUGA
Molecule: messenger RNA, 1595 nt
Organism: Solea solea (common sole)
Lineage: Eukaryota; Metazoa; Chordata; Actinopteri; Pleuronectiformes; Soleidae
Exons: 3
Coding region: 57-1595 (512 amino acids)
Source: RefSeq, a predicted model, not a curated record